AUGGUGAGGCCACCUUGCUGCGGCAGCGAAGACGACGAGAAGGUGAAGAAAGGCCCCUGGACUGCCGAAGAAGACGCCAAGCUCGUCGACUACAUCACCAACAAGGGCCACACCAACUGGAAGUCGCUCCCCAAGCUGGCGGGUCUCAACCGCUGCGGCAAGAGCUGCCGCCUCCGCUGGACCAACUACCUCCGCCCCGACAUCAAGCGCGGCAAGUUCUCCGAGGAAGAGGAGAGGCUCAUCAUCAACCUCCACUCCGUCCUCGGCAACAAAUGGUCGAGAAUAGCGACGCACCUGUCAGGGAGGACGGACAACGAGAUCAAGAACUACUACAACACGCACAUCAGGAAGAAGCUGCUCCAGAUGGGGAUCGACCCGCAGACCCACAAGCCGAGGACCGACCACAGCCAGAUCGCUCAGAUCAUCAACCUCACCCAGCUGAUCGGGGCGGCUCAGCAGCUCAACAGCAUCAUGAUGCUCAACAACAACGGCAUCAUCGGAAAUAGCAACAACAAUAAUAAUAAUAAUAAUUCCGUCGCUAAUAGUAUAAUUCCGUUGCUACAUCUUUUGAACCCGGCAACCACCUCAGCGGCUUCAACUUUCCUGGCCCAACAACAACAGCAGCAGCAGAUUAUGUCGUCGCAGGAAGAGCUACUAUUGGCUAGACUCUUGAACCCUGCUGGAGCUGGAGCAGUUCAACAGCAGGAACUUUUUUGCAACCAGUUUCUUAACACGUUACCAGCUUUGGCGACGGGUAGAGGGUCGUCGCUAAUGGUCAACAACAACAACAACGGGGCUUUGGCGACCGCAAGGGAGUCUGCUCUGCCGGGGCUGGUUUCGGCGGAGGCUUCGCCGGAGGCGUCAUCGUCGACGUCUCUUGUGCAUCAUAACAACAACGUUAAUGGUGGUGUAGACGGUGUGAUGGAGGCGGGGAACAAUAAUAAUAAUUACCCACACCUAAGCAAUAAUUCUUCCAACUUUUCCGACGGGACGACGGCGUUUAGCUCUCCGGGGACGGCGGCGGAUGUGGAUGACAAUCAGUAUGAAGCUUGGGAGAAGAUGUUGCUGAUGGAUGACGACUUCGUCCCGACCUUUGGCGACAGCGGUUUCUUCUCGUCUUGGAAAGAUGACGAUCUUGUAUUGGAGUAG
Molecule: messenger RNA, 1149 nt
Organism: Linum tenue
Lineage: Eukaryota; Viridiplantae; Streptophyta; Magnoliopsida; Malpighiales; Linaceae
Source: the annotation of a GenBank genome assembly